Quercus lobata is the source of this 969-nucleotide messenger RNA. RefSeq lists its product as uncharacterized. The transcript has 2 exons. The record is from RefSeq and is a predicted model, not a curated record. The coding region runs from base 1 to 969 and encodes 322 amino acids. NCBI's taxonomy places the organism in Eukaryota, Viridiplantae, Streptophyta, Magnoliopsida, Fagales, Fagaceae.
AUGAGCCUUCCAUCUCUCAUGGAUUCAGCCCCUCCACCUAUUAUCGCAGAGAUGCAGGCGAUGAAGGAACAGGUGGAGGUCAUGAUGAAUGCCCUCAAAGGACGAGUGUCCAAUGAUCUUGAUGACCUAGUAAACAAAACUGACUUGUCGUUCACUACCUCUGUCAACUCAUUCCCCCUGCCACAGAAAUUCCGCAUGCCCCAGAUUGAAAGCUACGACGGGGUCAAGGAUCCCCUCGAUCAUCUAGAGACUUUCAAGACCCUAAUGCACCUUCAAGGGGUACCAGACGAGAUCAUGUGUAGGACAUUCCCGACGACGCUAAAGGGCCCUGCGAGGGUUUGGUUUAGUAGGUUGACACUGAGUUCCAUCAAUACUUUCAAGGAGUUAAACGCCCAGUUCACCUCACACUUCAUUGGCGGACAUAGGUACAAAAGGUCCACUGCGUGCUUAAUAAGCAUCAAGCAGCGAGAAGACGAGACGCUGCGGUCCUACAUAAAUCGUUUUAACAAGGAGGCCCUUUCAAUUGACGAAACUGACGAUAAGAUACUCAUAGCUAAUGACCCAAAGACCAUGACGGACGUACUCUACAGAGCCGCCAAAUACAUGAACGCAGAAGAUGCGUUGCUAGCCCGCGAAGAAAAGCCCAAGAAGAAGGAGAGACAGGAGGACACACGACAGGAUAGGGGGCGAAAGGUUGCUAGAAUCGGAGAUCAACGAGAUGAAAGGUGCCCUAGACCCCCCAUUGGAAAGUUCACCAAUUUCACCCCAUUAACCGCCCCGAUAGAUCAAGUCUUGAUGCAGAUCAAAGAUGAAGGAGCACUGACGUUCCCUGGUAAACUAAAGGGAGAUCUCAACAAAAGGCCAAGGGACAAGUAUUGUCGCUUUCACCGAGACCACGGGCACGACACAGCCAAUUGCUACGAUCUGAAACAGCAGAUUGAUGCCCUUAUUAGACAAGGGAAGCUAUAG